Messenger RNA from Spea bombifrons (plains spadefoot toad), 1487 nucleotides. Its product is annotated as G2/mitotic-specific cyclin-B2-like. Gene Ontology annotation, cellular component: cytoplasm; cyclin-dependent protein kinase holoenzyme complex; nucleus. The record is from RefSeq and is a predicted model, not a curated record. Gene Ontology annotation, molecular function: cyclin-dependent protein serine/threonine kinase regulator activity. The transcript has 9 exons. Lineage: Eukaryota; Metazoa; Chordata; Amphibia; Anura; Pelobatidae. Bases 140 to 1318 code for a protein of 392 amino acids. Gene Ontology annotation, biological process: regulation of cyclin-dependent protein serine/threonine kinase activity; mitotic cell cycle phase transition.
GAGCGAUAUUUAAAAUGCCUUGUUGGUUGCUGGGAUAAGGAGCUGUAGUGUCUUGUGGGAUUUCGAGGCGUAGGCGCUCGGAGAAGUUUUAUCGUUUGUUUUAUCCUCUGGUUUUAAAGACCCCACUAUUCUUCAUCAAAUGGCGACCCGCCGUGCUGCCAUUUCCCAUGAAGUGGACAACGCUAUUGCGGGUGCGAUGAGAGCCAAAGCCCAGAUAAAUGUUAGAAGAGCAGCAUUAGGUGAAAUCGGAAACAAGGUGACAGUGCGUGGGAAGCAACCCUUGUCUAAGAACCCUAAUGCAGUGGUGAAGACUUCAAAACCUAUGCCAACUAAAGUGGUCAAUCUGAAAGCCAAGGUUGUUCAUGCUAAACCUGCAGUCAUUGAAGCUCCCCCAAAAGUGUCUUCUCCUGCUCCGAUGGAUGUGUCCAUGAAAGAAGAGGAGUUAUGUCAAGCAUUCUCUGCCACUCUGAGCAAUGUGGAAGAUAUUGAUGCAGAUGAUGGUGGCAACCCACAGCUUUGCAGCGAGUAUGUGAUGGACAUCUAUAAUUACUUAAGACAGCUAGAGGUCCAGCAGUCUAUACGUCCACGCUACCUAGAUGGGACCGAGGUGAAUGAGCGCAUGCGGGCCAUUCUGGUUGACUGGCUUAUUCAAGUUCACUCUAGAUUCCAGUUACUCCAGGAGACGCUCUACAUGGGUGUUGCAGUCAUGGACCGUUUCUUACAAGUUCAGCCUGUGUCUCGAAGCAAGCUUCAAUUGGUUGGUGUUACAUCACUCCUCCUGGCUUCAAAAUAUGAAGAGAUGUAUGCUCCUGAGAUUGCUGACUUUGUUUACAUCACUGAUAAUGCCUACACUACAUCUCAGAUUAGGGAGAUGGAAAUGAUUAUGCUACGAGAGCUAAAUUUUGACCUUGGACGUCCUCUGCCUCUUCACUUCCUGAGACGUGCCUCAAAGUCCUGUAGCGCUGAUGCUGAACAGCACACACUUGCUAAAUACCUGAUGGAGCUCACACUGAUCGACUAUGACAUGGUACACUUCCGCCCUUCAGAAAUAGCUGCUGCUGCCCUGUGUCUGUCCCAGAAGGUUCUUGCUCAAGGCUGUUGGGGAGCAACACAGCGCCAUUACACCGGUUACACAGAGGAUGACUUGCAUAUGAUAAUGAAGAACAUGGCUAAAAAUGUAACCAAAGUCAAUCAGAAUCUGACAAAACAUGUGGCUGUGAGGAACAAGUAUGCAAGCAGCAAGCUUAUGAAAAUCAGCACCAUCCCUCAGCUAAUGUCUCCCAUCAUCAUGGACCUGGCAAGUCUGUCUACACAGUAGAAACACUCUUCUGAACAGCUUUACAACCACUUUUUUGCACUUUUAUUGAACUGCCGCUGAUGGCACAAAUGCUGCUGUUUCUGUGUAUAUAGGGCUUUUUUAAAAUUGUUUAUAGACAUGUGUACAUCAAUACUGCAACUUCUGUAUCUGAAAUAAAAUUUCUUUUUUU